Molecule: messenger RNA, 1941 nt
Organism: Apis laboriosa (Himalayan honeybee)
Lineage: Eukaryota; Metazoa; Arthropoda; Insecta; Hymenoptera; Apidae
Exons: 10
Coding region: 1-1908 (635 amino acids)
Molecular function (GO): protein binding
Source: RefSeq, a predicted model, not a curated record
AUGAAUAAUAAUAUAACGAAAUUUAAUCAAUAUUCAUCUGGAUGUAUGUGUAUAAGUUGUGAAAAAGUUAAUUUAUUAAAUAUGCUGCAGAAUGUAAAACCAUUUUAUAUUCAUGAAACUAUUUUGGGACAAUGUUUCUUCAAGUGUUUCUGUAAAGAAAUUUGCAAUACAGAAAAGAAACUUGAUAUGUGUGGUCAUGUUAUAAAUAAAAAAAUUGGAAGAAAUCUUCAAGACAAAGAUAUUCCAGCUUUAUUAAUUUUUUUGAAAAAAAAUCAGGAUAUUACUCAUCUUAACUUGGCCAAUAAUAAUAUUUCAAAUCCUGGAUUUAUAAAUUUGAUCGAUCACUUUCUUCAGUAUAAAAUUAUUCAAGAUCUGGAUAUUCAAAACAAUAGUAUCUCUGACAUAGGAAUUAAUUAUAUGUUGAAAUUUGGGAUGGAUUUAAAAUUAAAAAAUCUUAAUUUGAAAGCAAACAAAUUCAGUGAACAAACUUUAAGAAACAUGGCUCUUUUUUUAUUGAAGAAUAAACAUAUAAAUAAUUUAAAUAUUGCUGAUGUGAAUCAAACUGCUUCUAGUUUGAUAUAUUUCAUAAUGGUUUUAAGCUCAGAUCAAGAAAUUUCUAAUAAAAGUCUAAAAAGUUUGGAUAUAAGCCGACCAAAUCCAAAAUGCAUGUAUUAUUUUGAUUCUGCUCAUUUUGCAGAUAUGAUUGGUCAUAUGCUUAAAUACAAUAAUACUCUAAUAGCAAUUCAUUUACAAAAAUACAACUUUAGUUGCCAUGAUAUUGAAAAUAUGAUGCUUAAUACAAAAUAUAACGAUUCAUUACAUAUAUUAGACUUAGGAUGUAACAAUAUUGGUGAUUAUGGUAUUGAUCAUAUUUCUAAAUGGUUGGCAAGAAAACCAGCUUUGAAAACUUUAAUUUUAUGCAGAAAUAUUAUAACUGAUCAUGGUGCAAGGAGUUUAAGUUAUUCCAUUCCGUUUUCGAAACUUUUAUUCCUCGAUAUUUCAUAUAAUAAAAUCACUGAUAAUGGAAUGGUGAAUAUUUUAUGUACACUGAAGAAAUAUCCUAUGUUAAGACAUCUGAAAAUAUUUGGCAAUUGCAUUGGUCAUUCAUCAGCAAAAAUAGUUAAACGAAUGUUGUUAUCUCAAGUCUUGAAUCAAGAAAAUAUAGAUGUUAGACCAUAUAAGGUAGAUCAUAGAUGGUAUUUUGCAAAAUAUGAAGGAGAUUAUUAUGAAAAAGGAAACAAUAUUCCUUAUUAUCUUUCCUCACAAAUGCAGAAAUUAACUUCUUCAAAGAUUCCUGAUUCUAUUAAAACAUGUCAUAAAUAUACAUAUUCAACUACAAGUGAAAUUAAAUCGCAACAUUUGACUGUAUCUCUUAUUUCUACAAAAUUAAGCAGAAAUUAUAUAAAAGACUGCAGAUGUUGUUAUUGUUUGAAAUGUCAGGCUUCCGAUUAUGAUGAGAAAUGCAGAGAUAUUGAUCAUCCAGAUACUUGCAUUUGUUGUAAAUGUAAGGGUGAUGAAAGUAGUGAAUGGUCUAUAGAUAAAUCAGUUUUGAAAAAAGUUGUAUCUCCUCCUGAUCCUGCAAAAAAUAUCGAAUAUAUUAUAAAACAAGUAAAUUCUAAAACUCGUAAAGAUAUUUUAAGAUGGAUUAAUAUUAAUGAAGAUAUCUUAGAAGAAGAUUUAAAAUUAAUUGAUCCAAGUUUAACAAAAGAAAGCACAGAAGAAUCUAUUUCAUGCAAAUGCUCAUGGAUGCAAUUAAGCUCAUCUUUAUUACAAAAAUAUUUGCAACAAUCUUCUUCAAAAAAUUUAAUUAUUAUACCAAAAGAUAACUUUAUCUGUUUAAAGGAUAAGUGCAAGAAUUUUCAUGCUAAAAAAUCUUCAUUAGAUGAUUGUGCAAAUGCAAAUAGAUGAGAUUUUAUAGAAAUAAAGAGAAGAAUUUUUCAU